This is a messenger RNA of Cladophialophora immunda, 1195 nucleotides long. RefSeq lists its product as uncharacterized. Lineage: Eukaryota; Fungi; Ascomycota; Eurotiomycetes; Chaetothyriales; Herpotrichiellaceae. The transcript is spliced from 2 exons. The coding region runs from base 128 to 964 and encodes 278 amino acids. The record is from RefSeq and is a predicted model, not a curated record. Gene Ontology annotation, molecular function: methyltransferase activity.
GUAUCGUCCAUCCUUCUGCACCUAGACAAGGUGAGCUGCUUGGACCUUCAAAUACCCAAGGCAUACCCUGAACAAUCCUCCGAAGUAAACACAUCCGUUCUUCUAGCUUCAGUACAGACGGCACGACAUGGACCCCGCCCAAUUCGACAAAAUGUUUUCUCAAGCCGACCGUAUCAUGGGCCCAUUCGCAGAAGUGCUCCUUCGGCAAGCCAAUUUUCCACCCAUGGCCGAUUCCCGGCUUGUUGUCCUUGACCAGGCGUGCGGAAGCGGUGUGGUUUCCUCCCACAUCAUGUCAAGGCUCUCCGCAGAAGAAAAGUCCAGACUAGAUCUCACAUGCGCCGAUAUCUCCGAUGCAAUGAUAUCAAAUGUAUCAAGACGCAUCGAGACCUCAGGCUGGGACAAUGUGUCCGCGGUAAAGACUGAUGCUAUGGACACAAAAUUUCCCUCUUCCCACUUUACGCACAUCUUCUUCAACUUCGGCCCACAGAUUCUAUCCAAUCCGCUCGACGGCAUUAGAGAAUGUCACCGCAUUCUACGGUCGGGUGGGGUCCUGAGCUGCAGUACCUGGCAAGACGUCCCGUGGUGGGCGGACUACCGUGCAGGAAUCGCAAAGGAUCCCUCGCUGCCUCCAUUCCCGUCCGAUGAACAACUCGGACAUGCAUUCUCCGACACCACAGAACGCUGGAAUAGCGUUGAAGACGUCAAAGCCCAUAUGCAAGAAUGUGGCUUUCGUGACGCUGAAGUCCAGGUUGUGGAGAAUACCACGAAGAUGGACGUGGCAGAGGUCGAAGCCAUGUUGCCAUACUCUCUGGACAUGAUGGUCCAGAAAUUCUGGAAGGACAAGUUCGAGCAAUUCAAGGAGCCUGCACGGCGGGCCAUCUUGGAUCACAUGAAGGACAAAUACGGGUCUGGGCCGGUUGUGUGGAAGUGGGUGGGCAUAGUCGCCGGUGGCCGGAAAGGAUAAAAGCCUCGAUGGUCGCCAAGAUGGGGAAUGUCAGAAAACACAGACAGAGACCACAUAUUGUCCGAGCCAGCCCAGCAGGUAUGAUGUUCAUUGUGAGACUUCCACAACAGAUAUCCCGCGCGGACAUCAAUGCAGCAAUAGAGUUAGGCUCUAGCGAAGAAGAGAUAUACAUAGAACUCUGAACCACCUACGCGCGUCGCCUGAUACGAAUAGGGAGCGGGCCCGGGUUUG